Pocillopora damicornis (cauliflower coral) is the source of this 1648-nucleotide messenger RNA. RefSeq lists its product as uncharacterized. Gene Ontology annotation, biological process: protein import into peroxisome matrix. Gene Ontology annotation, cellular component: peroxisomal matrix; cytosol. Gene Ontology annotation, molecular function: protein binding. NCBI's taxonomy places the organism in Eukaryota, Metazoa, Cnidaria, Anthozoa, Scleractinia, Pocilloporidae. The record is from RefSeq and is a predicted model, not a curated record.
UAGAUUAGGCAUAAUAGUUCACACACAACUGUGAAUUUAAAACUCACUUUUCAUCAAUAGUUUUAUUCGAUCACUGAAAUGAAUAUAUUUAGGGUUUAAUAUACACCAUGUAAUUUCAUCUCUAUUUAAGUUUCUUUUUGUCCAGUCAUGGCUGUGACAUUUCACACUCGUGGACGUCAUGGAUAUGCAGUUAAGUUUUCACCCUACUUUGGUCAGAGAUUCCUUUGUGCAACUUCACAACAUUAUGGAAUAGCAGGUGGUGGAACACUAUUUGUACUGGACAUCCUUCCCAGUGGAAUUCAAGUGAUCAGCAGAUGGGAGUGGGGAGAGAGUCUUUUUGAUUGUUCAUGGAGUGAGCACAAUCAGGAUUUUAGUAUUGCUGCAAGUGGAGAUGGUUCAAUACAGAUGUGGGAUCUCAAAAACCCAAAGGGUCCUAUAAAGGUCUGCAAAGAGCACAGUGCAGAGGUGUAUGGUGUUGACUGGAGCUGUAAUAGACAACUUGAUCAAUUUUUAAGUGCAUCUUGGGAUCACAGCAUAAAACUGUGGGAUCCAAAUGGAGCUCAAUCUCUAGCUACAUUUGCUGAUCAUCAGCAUGUAGUAUACAGUGCAGUGUGGUCUCCACAUGUUUCAAGGACAUUUGCUUCUGUAUCAGGAGACAACACCCUCAGGAUAUGGGACAUAUCAGCCCCUCCACAUGCUCAACAGACCAUACAGGCUCAUGAUGGGGAGGUCCUCACUUGUGAUUGGGCCAAAUAUGACAUGAAUUUAGUGGUAACAGGAUCAGUGGAUACAAAAAUCAGAGGUUGGGAUCUUAGAAACACAACAGCCCCUGUGUUUACUCUUGAAGGUCACCAGUAUGCAGUAAGACGAGUUAAGGUAGGAACCGCUUUAAAACCAGUUUCCUGGGAGGGAAAAGGCAUUGUUGGCCUUCAUGCAACUCCCUUAUUUUUUAAAACAGUGAUUCUAUCCCUAACCAGUGUAGCCACCAUGGUGAGGGGAAAACAUUUAAGUGUCUAAAUAUUGAGGAAGGUGACCAAGUUGGUGACCUGUGUUCAGCUGUUGUGCAGUGUUUUUAUUCUCUAGUGUGUAAUUUUCCCCAGUAAUAAUGCAAACCCUUGUAGUUUUUUUUUUUAAAGUUUUGAUUAUUUUUAGUUAGUAAACUUCGUAUUUGGAAGGAGGGUCCUGCCUUUUUCUCUGAACCAAAUACUGAACUUUUUUGGUGACACUUGAUUUUUAUGGUCUGAUUUCUUUUCAAAUUGAUUAUUUGUCAUUUUCAUACACUGUAGCUAUUUUCAAUCAAGGACAAUACUCUGUUUAUUGGAGCUAAGUGACAGAGAGGCCCCCUGAGUCCCUCCUGUGUAUAGAGAGCUGAUUGUCACUUAAAAAAACUGCUACAAACAGUAGCUUAAGUGAAGAUGAUACACAUAGAAUGACAUACAUGUAAAAGAAGAGGCCAUUCACUCAUUCACUUACAUGUACAGGUGUAUGAACAUAUUCUAAACAUGUUUUCACAUCAAGAAGUCAGUUAUAGUCAGGGUCGAUUACAGAAAGUUAUCAUCUCAUCCAUUAUUUCUCACCAGUGCUCUCCUCACAAUGGCACCUUAUUGGCAUCUUGCUCCUAUGACUUUACAGUUCGAACAUGGAAUAU